Molecule: messenger RNA, 504 nt
Organism: Acanthoscelides obtectus
Lineage: Eukaryota; Metazoa; Arthropoda; Insecta; Coleoptera; Chrysomelidae
Source: the annotation of a GenBank genome assembly
UUCAUUGGCGCAGGGGCGAUACUGCUGAUCCUGGGCUUGGCGACCACGACCGUCCGAUGCUUUUGCAUGCACUGCCCGCGAGGGGGCGCUAGAGUCGUAGGGGUGUUGGAGACUGGAACAGCGGGAGUAGGGGAUGGAGUUGCGGGAGUUGCACCGUUGGAUGCGGUAGCUAGUGUUGAUGGCCUGGUUCAGAGGAGAGAUACACAGGUGUUCACUCCAUCUGAAGUUGAUGCCCUGAUCUUGCACACAGAAGACGAGAAACGGAACGGUAGCAAUCACCAUCACCAAAAGUCAUAAAUGCAAAGAGCAUGAAAAGAGACGUGUAUAUCUUAUCUGCUAUAAAUUACUUAAGUGUAAUACAUGAUAAGCUUAAACAUGUUAUGUAAGAAUGUGUACAGAAUUAAAGUCAGUCAACAUCUAAGCAUGUCCAUCCAAUUUUAUAGACUUUUAUCCAGAUUAUCAUCCACGUGUACUCACAAUUUUGAAAAUUCUAUUACUUUAUAG